AUGACAGAUCCUCAUGCACCGCCGCCUCUACCUCUCUGUAAGCAGAACUCAUGGUCGCCGGACAUACUCCGUGAGGAGGCAUGGCAGCGUCAGAAGUGCAAUUGGGGCACGCGGAGUGUCAACCGCAGCAGAAGCCUUUCGCAUGAUGACUUGGAGGAACUGAAAGCCUGCAUUGAGCUGGGAUUCGGAUUUGAUUCCCAGGAAAUCGACGCUAAACUCCGCCGCGCCUUACCUGCAUUGGAGUCUUACCAUACUUUACGUAAGCAGCAAUUCAGUAACAACUUAACAGAAAGGGAUGAUGCAGAGGUGGUGAAGAUGAGAUUAAAGCAGUGGGCACAAUUGGUUGCCUGUGCGGUUCGGGAAUCAUCUCCUUCCUGCAGAUAA
Messenger RNA from Argentina anserina (silverweed cinquefoil), 384 nucleotides. RefSeq lists its product as uncharacterized. NCBI's taxonomy places the organism in Eukaryota, Viridiplantae, Streptophyta, Magnoliopsida, Rosales, Rosaceae. The record is from RefSeq and is a predicted model, not a curated record. The transcript has 2 exons. Bases 1 to 384 code for a protein of 127 amino acids.